AUGAAGACUACCUGCUUGGCUCUUGGGUUAUUGCUGCUGACAGUGUUCCACUCCUAUGCUACCCCUCUUGGACUGCAGACAUCACCAGAAAGCUGCUGUUUCAGCUUCUUCAGAGUGAUAGUGCCCCGCAAUAAGAUUGACUCCAUCCAGAAGACUCACAGAGGCUGCCCCCUACCAGCAUUUGUGGUCAAAACUGUCAAGGGGAAAUUGAUUUGCUUCCGGUCGAGUGAGCGGUGGGUACAGAAAGCCUUCAACCGGCUCAAGCAGCCAGCAGCUGUGGCCACAGGUAGAGGCAUUGAGAGUUCCACUCAUCCUUGA
Messenger RNA from Salvelinus namaycush (lake trout), 318 nucleotides. RefSeq names its product C-C motif chemokine 4-like. The record is from RefSeq and is a predicted model, not a curated record. The coding region runs from base 1 to 318 and encodes 105 amino acids. Gene Ontology annotation, cellular component: extracellular region. Gene Ontology annotation, biological process: inflammatory response; G protein-coupled receptor signaling pathway; positive regulation of ERK1 and ERK2 cascade. The transcript has 3 exons. Lineage: Eukaryota; Metazoa; Chordata; Actinopteri; Salmoniformes; Salmonidae. Gene Ontology annotation, molecular function: CCR chemokine receptor binding; chemokine activity.